GGGGGCUUGAGGUGACAGCGACUGCGAUUCCAGCAGGAGGAGAAGAUGGACAAGGGGAAGGCCGGGAGACGACGAUCUUCUGCUGAAAUUGUCACAGAAGGAAAAAGGAAAAAGCCUUCGUCUUCAGAGUUACAUAAGAUAACAAAGAUAUUAAAUGCAAAACCAGAGGAUGUUCAUGUUCAGUCACCACUGUCCAAACUCAGAAGCUCAGAACACUGGGAUGUUUCUUUGCAGGGGUUGAAAAGGAGCCUAAGAAAUAAGGUCCUCUCUCUAGACCAUAAAAGUAAAAAAGGUGUACGUGGUCAUCCUGUCACUUCUAAGAUAUCACCAGAAAGGCAACUCAAAGUUAUGUUGACGAAUGUCCUAUGGACGGAUUUAGGACGAAAAUUCAGAAAGACCCUACCUAGAAACGAUGCUAAUUUAUGUGAUGCCAACAAGGUGCAAUCUGACUCAUUGCCUUCGACAUCUGUUGACAGCCUAGAGACAUGUCAAAAAUUAGAACCUCUUCACCAAAGCCUUAAUUUAUCUGAAAGGAAACCCAGAGUUAUAUUGACGAAUAUCCUGGGAACGAAGUUAGGAAGAAAAUACAUAAAGACCUCAUCUGUAACUGAGGCCAAUUUGGGUGAUACAGACAACUUGCAAUCAGAGCAGCUUUCUUCAUCAGCUGAUGGCAGCCUAGAAUCUUGUCAAAAUCUAAAUCCUCACAAGAGCUUCUUUUUAUCUGAAAGCAGUUCACAAUCAAGUAAGACAGACAAUUAUGCAAAGCAGACUUCUUACACUAGAGAAAAACGAAGAGAUGACGAUGGCAUUUCUUUUAUGUCUGAUAUUCACCCUAAAGACCUCAGUAGUGGAAGUAGAGACUGUGACCAUCUUGAAGAGGGGAGUGGAAACAAGGAUGAUACAAAUUCUGUUUCAAGAAUGGAACCCACUAUGAUUUCCAGGAAGAGAAAGAAAAGGCUUAGAAGUAAUUUACCUGGUACUCAUAAUCCUACUUCUCUGUAUAAGUCAGCAGAACAGACAAAAGAGCAACAAAAUGACCCAGCAGUAUUCACUGAGUUGGAAAAGUCAAGUGAAAACUAUCAUGAGGAUCCAAAUCUGUUUGAAGAAGUUACACAUGAAUCCAUAGAAAGUGAUUUUGCUCAACUACCCUCACUUUGUGGUCAGGAGUUGGCUUUGAGUGCUUCUCCUCAAAUGACCUCUGAAUGUUCAACCAUGGAAACUUUUGAGAGCUCUAUCUCCUCUGAUACUGUGGGGAAUUCCACUCUAGUUGUGAAGGAUGAGAAUGAAUUGAACACAAUAGAAAAACCUGUUUUAAGUGAACACAGUGAAGGGAAUCCAUCAUUUAUCUCUGCUGAACCAAUUGUUGUUUCUAGUGAUGAAGAAGGACCCACUGAACAUAAAAGUUCAGAAAUUCUUAAAUUACAGCCUAAGCAGGAUGAUGCCAUUUCUCAUGAAAGUGAGAGUACUUCUGAACCAGUAGUGUCAGAACUACCAUUGAUUACUUGUGAGUCUGUACAGACUUCAUCUGAAUUAUGUUCAUAUAAUCCUGUCAUGGAAAACAUGUCCUGUCUUAUACCUAAGAAUGAGAUGGAUCUACAACUGGAUUUUGUAUUUACUUCUGUUUAUAUUGGUAAAAUAAAAGGAGCUUCUAAAGGUUGUGUUACAUUCACAACAAAGUAUAUUAAGAUCCCAUUUCAAGUGUCUGUGCAUGAGAUUUCAUUGCUAGUGGAUACCACACAUUUAAAGAGGUUUGGGUUAUGGAAAAAUAAAGAUGAUGAUCACAGUAAAAGAAGUCAUGCUAUCCUCUUUCUUUGGGUCUCCUCAAAUUAUCUUCAAGAGAUUCAGACCCAACUAGAAAAUUCUAUAUUAAGCCAGCAAUCAAAAUCGACUGAAUUCAUUUUCCUUGAGCUACACAGUUCUAUUUCACAGAGAGAAGAAUUGAAAUUGAAAGACAUUAUGACAGAAAUAAGUACAACCAAUGGAGAAUUAGAGCUUUCUUAUCCAUUGUCUUGGGUUCAGGCACUUCCUUUAUUUCAGAACCUGUCUUCCAAAGAAAGUUCUUUUAUUCAUUAUUACUGUGCUUCAACUUGUUCUUUCCCUGCUGCUACUACUGAAGAAAUGAAGAUGAAAUCAGUGUCUCAGCCCUCAAAUACAGAUACAGCCAAGCCUACUUACACGUUACUGCAGAAGCAAAGCAGUGGUUGCUACUCACUUUCUAUUACUUCUAAUCCAGAUGAGGAAUGGCGAGAAGUCAGGCACACUGGACCUGUUCAGAAGUUGAUUGUAUAUCCUCCACCACCUACUAAAGGGGGUUUAGGAGUAACUAAUGAAGAUCUGGAGUGCUUAGAAGAAGGAGAGUUUCUUAAUGAUGUAAUCAUUGAUUUCUAUCUUAAGUAUCUUAUAUUGGAGAAGGCAUCAGAUGAACUUGUUGAACGAAGUCAUAUUUUUAGUAGCUUUUUCUACAAAUGCUUGACAAGAAAGGAAAAUAAUUUAACAGAAGAUAAUCCAAAUCUUUCAAUGGCUCAGAGAAGACAUAAGAGAGUAAGAACAUGGACUCGUCACAUAAACAUCUUUAACAAAGAUUACAUCUUUGUGCCUGUAAAUGAGUCGUCUCACUGGUAUCUUGCAGUCAUUUGUUUUCCAUGGUUAGAAGAAGUUGUGUAUGAGGAUUUUCCACAGACUAUAUCCCAGCACUCCCAGGCUGAGGAGUCCCACCAUGACAGCAGAACAAUAGAUAAUGAUCUGCAUACUUCUUCAGCACUGUCCUCAGGUACAGAAGAUUCUCAAAGUCCUGAGAUGAAUGUGAGAGUACCAAAGAAAAUGUGUAAAAGGCCAUGCAUUCUCAUACUAGAUUCUUUGAAAGCUGCUUCUAUACAAAACACAGUUCAGAAUUUACGGGAGUAUUUAGAGGUAGAAUGGGAAGUUAAACGGAAAACUCAUCGUGAAUUCAGCAAAACAAACAUGGUGGACCUGUGCCCUAAAGUUCCUAAACAGGAUAAUAGCAGUGAUUGUGGUGUAUAUUUACUGCAAUAUGUGGAAAGCUUCUUUAAGGAUCCUAUUGUUAACUUUGAACUUCCAAUUCAUCUGGAGAAAUGGUUCCCUCGUCAUGUAAUAAAGACCAAACGGGAAGAUAUUCGAGAGCUCAUUUUGAAGCUUCAUUUACAGCAACAGAAGGGCAGCAGCAGCUAGUUAAUCUGUACAAACAUGACACAGAUGCUCUAUACGAUUACUGGAA
This is a messenger RNA of Budorcas taxicolor (takin), 3235 nucleotides long. It is a transcript of the gene SENP7, whose product is annotated as SUMO specific peptidase 7. The transcript is spliced from 24 exons. The record is from RefSeq and is a predicted model, not a curated record. NCBI's taxonomy places the organism in Eukaryota, Metazoa, Chordata, Mammalia, Artiodactyla, Bovidae. Gene Ontology annotation, cellular component: nucleus; cytoplasm. Bases 46 to 3189 code for a protein of 1047 amino acids. Gene Ontology annotation, biological process: protein desumoylation. Gene Ontology annotation, molecular function: SUMO-specific endopeptidase activity.